Molecule: messenger RNA, 949 nt
Organism: Ilex paraguariensis (yerba mate)
Lineage: Eukaryota; Viridiplantae; Streptophyta; Magnoliopsida; Aquifoliales; Aquifoliaceae
Source: the annotation of a GenBank genome assembly
UACCCGUUCCCGAGCUUCUUUGUUAACAUCAUAGGAAAGCUUCACAGUCCUCAUUUGCACGAUGCGUGCAUUAGCGUCACAGCUUACCACUUAUUUUUGCGGAAGAAAACCAGUGAGUGCACAAUCUCGAAAUUUCUGUUCAUCAUACCAUGGAAGAGAUGAGCGAUCCCUAGAACAGGAGGCUGAAAGAAAAAUAGGAUGGGUGUUGAAAUUGAUCUUUGCUGGGACGGCAACAGUUGUUGGUUACCAGUUCUUUCCAUACUUGGGAGAUAAUUUGAUGCAGCAGUCUGUGUCACUUCUGCAUGUCAAGGAUCCUUUGUUUAAAAGAAUGGGAGCUUCCAGAUUAGCCCGUUUCGCAAUAGAUGAUGAAAGAAGGAUGAAAAUAGUGGAGAUGGGUGGGGCUCAAGGGCUUCUGAAUAUGUUGGGGGCUGCUAAAGAUGAUCGUACAAGGAAGGAAGCUUUGAAGGCUCUUCUUGCUCUCUCACGUUCAGAUGAAGCUGUUGGAGCUCUGCAUGAUGCUGGAGCAAUCUCACUCAUCACAUCCACCCCAGAUUCAGCAGAGGAUGUUGAAGUCGAAAGAUUCAAAUCGAAUCUGCUGAAGAGAUUCCAGGAUCUGAGAUAUGAGGCUAGCUCCUGAUCAGUUUUAUUUUGGCCCCUCAUCUUUCAAUCGUAUCAAAUUGGUUCUCAAAUAUGACAUUUUAAAUGAUAUUCCUACCCAAAAGGGCCAAAACGCUGCCCAAGUUAGCAGCGACAACUUCAAUGGAAUUUCAUCGGGAAAAAAAAAAAGAAUAUGACCUAUUUUUCUUUAUUUUGACAAUUUUUUGCACACAGCUACAACAAUUGUGGCACUAAUCACAUCAGGGUAUGUCCGACUAAAGAUGUUAUCCAACCAAUAGUGAAAUCCUGCAAAUAAACUUGGGAAAUUUGGAGGUUGGUCUCUGUUGUGUGU